AUGGCUGAUGAAGGAGUCAAUCCCAAGGCCCAACCUUUGGCCGACAACCAGCUGACCCAGAAGAUCCUUGAUGUGGUCCAGCAGGCCGUCAACUACAAACAGCUGAAAAAGGGUGCCAACGAAGCGACCAAGACUCUGAACAGAGGUAUUGCUGAAGUAAGUCUUUCCUAUGUACGCGAGUUGUAUGAAAUUCUUAUUUUACACAUUUAUUUUUAGGUGAUCGUCAUGGCUGCUGAUACCGAACCUUUGGAGAUUAUCUUGCACCUUCCUCUUCUCUGUGAGGAUAAGAACGUGCCUUACGUGUUCGUCAAGUCAAAGGCAGCGUUGGGAAGAGCUUGUGGAGUUACCAGGCCCGUUAUUGCUGCUUCGAUCACUUCCAAUGAAGGAUCUCAGCUCAAGGGCCAGAUUCAAACAAUCAAGGAGGAGGUCGAAAGGCUCCUUAUCUGA
This is a messenger RNA of Bursaphelenchus xylophilus (pine wood nematode), 447 nucleotides long. NCBI's taxonomy places the organism in Eukaryota, Metazoa, Nematoda, Chromadorea, Rhabditida, Aphelenchoididae. The record is from the annotation of a GenBank genome assembly.